Messenger RNA from Colias croceus (clouded yellow), 1119 nucleotides. RefSeq lists its product as uncharacterized. The record is from RefSeq and is a predicted model, not a curated record. Lineage: Eukaryota; Metazoa; Arthropoda; Insecta; Lepidoptera; Pieridae.
AAAAGUGAAAACUGAAUGGGACCCAAAGUUAUUUGUCAUUCGUUUGUUGCGAUCGAUGGAGACAACUUCGUCCGAACGGUAGCUCGCUAUUCCAAAAUGGCAUUGUUUCGGUGUUGUAUAGUUUUAACUGUUUGCGCGUACGUCUCCGCAAUAGUCGGGCCCGCCGCUAAUGCUACGAGGAGUGAUUCGAAAACCGAUACAUAUCUCGACGCGUAUUCGAAAUCUCGUAUCGAAGCUGAAAAAGCGAAGCAAGGUGUCGUCAUAAUAACGGCUAAAGACGGAGAGAAGAAGAUUUCGAACCGCGACGAUAGCUUUUCAGGCUACGAUUAUACGCCGUCAUAUUCGAGCAGUGACAGCUUCAGUUCAUCUGGCCCCUCGAACAGUUAUCUUCCGUCUUCAAGCUAUGGAUCGCCUGUGAAAUUUGAAUCGGAUAUAACGUACAAUUCGCCACCAAAUUCAUAUGGACCUCCGUCAUCGAGCUACGGUCCGCCCUCAGGCAGCUAUGGCCCUCCUACAGCAUCCUACGGCCCUCCGUCGCCGGCUUACGGACCACCGAUCCACAAGCCACUACCCGUCUACGGACCUCCGAGACCAUCAUAUGGCGUACCGUACACGGCCCCGGGAUUGGGCUUUUUCGAUAAAUUGUCGUUGAAAUUGGAUAUCUUAACUAUUGCAAAAUUAAUGCUGAAAUUCCUUAUUUUCAAGAAGAUAGUGACUAUGAUCGCCGUUGUUUGUAUGUUGUUAGUGAUCCCGAAACUGAUUUCGUUCAAGAAAGACAAAGGUGGCGACGACAACAAUGAUGAAGAUGAUCGCCAAUUCGGACAUAAAAAUUUAUUAGAGUUGACGUCAGCGCAGCAACUGUUGGAGAGGGCUAUGUAUGUGUACGGAAGGCAACAGCCGUCGUGCGGCCUCACGUGCCGCGUGAGAAGGGUUCUAGAUGACAUAUAUGAAUUUGAACCUUAUUUCAGGGGAAAUAACGAAGGUGUAAGCACGGAUUCCUAAGAAAAGAACAGAAUAAGUUGUCGUGCCAUUAUAAUUACUUUAGUUAAAUUAUUGUAAAUUAUCUAUUUAUUCUAAUAUUUAAUAGUUUAUUAAGAGUUAAGUAAAUAUUCAAUUGUA